This is a messenger RNA of Stegostoma tigrinum, 10288 nucleotides long. It is a transcript of the gene c2cd3, whose product is annotated as C2 domain containing 3 centriole elongation regulator. The record is from RefSeq and is a predicted model, not a curated record. The transcript is spliced from 33 exons. The coding region runs from base 185 to 7339 and encodes 2384 amino acids. Gene Ontology annotation, biological process: cilium assembly; centriole elongation. Lineage: Eukaryota; Metazoa; Chordata; Chondrichthyes; Orectolobiformes; Stegostomatidae. Gene Ontology annotation, cellular component: centriole; centriolar satellite.
AAGGGACUGAACCAAUCGCGUCUGCCUUCGCGCUGUUGGUCCUCCAGUAUCCCAGAGUGCCACGUUGGCCAUCUUACCGCUGGCGCUAGUGCUCGGAGCGGGAUUGAAUCGAACAGACCCGUUUGUGGGGGGAAGCGGUUCCAGUUACUGUAAAUACCAUGUGUAGGAAAGUACCGGGAAAACAAUGAAAACCAAAAAAACUAAAGCCGUGAAACUCGGAAAGAAAAGCAAAGGAAUUAGUGAUGUCCUGCCAUCUACUAGUCUGCCACCACUUGUUGAAGGCCAGGUUCAAUAUUUUCUAAGGGUAACAGUUAGUAAAAUCUUGUGGAUCAUUCCCAGGCCUCCAGCUGCCCCACUUGUUAGACUGCGCUGGUGGGGUGAAACCUCCUGUGGUACCCUGUUUCGACCUGGAGAUGCUUCACAUGCUGAACGGAAAUCUGUGAAAAUGACUGCACGAUAUGCUGUUCGUUGUGGAUCAAAACAAUUCACCUCUUACCUCACAGAUAUGGGAAUAUUGGUGUUGGAAGUGAUGGAAAAACCUGAUCAUCUUCCUAUUGGCCGAGUUGAAAUUAAUGGAAUACCACAGCUUUCAACAACCCAUGGGAUUAGUGGGUUCUUCAAAAUGCUUUCACCCACCUCAGAGAAACUUGGAGAAGUACAGGUGUCACUUGCUCUGGAACCUCUGUCAGAUAUUUGCGACAGCAGCAGCAGUUCUGUGCCGAACACAGACAUGAGUAUGGAUGGUGCAGUUUCUGUCCAAAGCUCUGCGGUAUUGCAUAGUUCAAAGGCAGGAUCUUUUGAAAAUCUCAUUGAACUUCCUCCUCACAAAUCAUCCCUAACUGUUGCAAGUGGAAAGGAGUCACUGCAAAGUAGCACCUGUAAUACCCCAAGAGGAAGAGACCAUGUGUAUUUCCAGGAAAAUGCCAAAAUUACUAAAACUGUUUCAUCUGAAAAUAAGCAGUCCCUGAGUUCAGCCUCUGUUGCUCCUGCUGAGGCAUUUGAGGCUGGUAACAAGCAGACUGCAGCACGAGCUUUGCUAACAGAUAACCAAUCCACCAAAAACCUUAUUUCAGUUCUAUUGGACCGAGGCAGCAAACUACGAAAUGCGAUGGUGGUUUCUGCUAUGCAAACUGUUCCUGACAGUGUAUCUGCAUUGGUGGACAUUCCUUAUGUGGGUCCAUAUCAGGACAUUAGCAAGCCAAUAUUGAAGACAGCGUCUCCUUCAGAAAAAUUGCUUGACAACUUAGCAGUAUCUGAAGCUAUUUCCAUAACCAAAGCUUCUUUAUUGCCUUCCCCUGAGCACCCGUUAAAAGAAGUCCAUCCAAACACAGAUGCCGCAGCCAUCAAGUUACUCCUUGGGAGCACUGACUCUAUCCCUCUUCAUUACUGGGAUGGGCUGGGCUCUCCUCCAGAGUCUCUAUCUGCAGGAAACAGUGUUUUAGAUGAAAGUGAACUGAAUGAUCCUCAUUAUGAUCAGAGGCUGUUGGAACAUCUCUUCUACAAGAAUUCUAAAUCUGAAAGUAGUGCUAGUGACUUUACUAGUGAAGAUGAGGAGUUGGACCUCUCAAAGGAAAAACUGAAACAGCAGUGUCUUUGCAAAGCUGAUAUGCAUAAUAUAUCCCAUAAUGCUUCCGAUCACGAUGUUACUAAUUUGAAUCGAAAUGGGGAAGGACAAAGUACCAGCUCUUACCCUGUGCAAGAAGGUCCUCUACCAGAUGAGCAGGAGAUGCAAGCUAUUGGGUUAAGUGUUGAUAGACUAACCCUGUUGGGUCGCGUUUACUUGGCCCGAGUCAUCAUUCAAACACUAAAACUCCCUCCUGACUGCACUCAAACAACACCUAAACAAAAAGGAAGUACUGGAAAGCCACCUCGACCAGUCCCUGGAAGAAAAUGCACAUACUUUGUUCAGUAUCACUUCCCUGUGGCUACACCUUCAAGAGGUGGAGGCACAGAUGUUUCCAUGGCAUCUGAAAUUACAUGGGUAGCUUCUAGCAAAAUUACAAGAGAAGUGGUGAAGUUUCAGCAGCGUUUUGUUUUUCCUAUCUGUUUUAAUGGUUUAAUGAUAGAACGAUGGUGGAACUCUGAUCUUGUGUUCAAAAUUCACUCCAGAAUGAGUACGCAGAAAAAGCCCAUUUUGAUCGGUACAGCUACUCUUGCACUUCGAACUGUCAUUCAGUCAGAUUUGUUAAGUAUAGCCAGUGAAUUACCCGUGGAAGUGGUGUCUGACAAUAAAGGACAACGACAACAGAUUGGUCCUUUGAAGGUGACUGUAGAGCUUGUCGCUCACAACAAAGAUUUGACCAGUGUUAAUGCCAGAUUAGCUAUUUCUCCUAAGGCAACUUAUGCCAUAUCCAGUGUGGGACCAAAGCUUUCAGGAGAGCAGCUCAAAGGUGUUGAUGUUUGUCCACUUGAUCCCCAUCCUUUUGGACCACGUGCCCUUAAAUCAUCAAGUAAAAAAAAUGUUGAAGCUCAUUUGAAACAAAAUCUCGCAAACAACAUAUUCAGACCGAGCUAUCAAGAUCAUCGUAAGCCUUCCCCUGAAUCUGCAGCGCAGAAUUCAUUAGAACAAUUUAAUUUUGCAGUUGAGGAAGAAAAGGGUUUUUUAUUGUAUGUUCUAUUGAUGGCGCCUGAUGGAAAAGACUUUGUCGUGGGCGAUGGCAGAAUGCAGCAACAGGACAAUAUCUACUUGAAAUGUAAGCUUUUCAGCACAGAUGAAGCAAUAAGGUCCACAGUUAGUGGGAGCACAAACUGCCCAAUUUUCAACUUGUCACUGGUAACUCCAAUCACACUGACUCCCAGAUUAUUGGAGAGGAUGAAGAAUAACAUGAUGAUUAUAGAGGUCUGGAAUAAAAUUAUCAACACAGGACAGGAGAAGCUCCUUGGCCUUGUGAAGCUCCCUCUCCAUCAGUUUUAUAUAUCUUUUAGGGAUCCCAAGAUUUCACAAUUACUGCUCCAAGCUCAAUAUCCUGUGGUUGCUGUGGACAGCUACAUGCCAAUGAUGGAUGUUUUCACAGGCAGCCAAAAGGGCAACCUUCGUGUUUUACUGGCAAUGGGAGAAGCAGACCAAAUAGCAGCACUUCAGAAAUUGAAAAAUGAUGAGGGAAUGUCACUUGCUGAUUUCCAGCAGAUGCCUCAUUUUCUGGAUCAAGUGCUUUCAGUUCCUUCAAAGUUGGACAGAAGGGAGACAAAACGACUGAUAGAACAUAUGUUUGAAAUAAAUGUGGUGCAGCUUAAAGGAUUGACUCCUUUGCAAUCCACUGUUUGGGGAGAAGCAGACUGCUAUAUACAAUACUAUUUCCCAACUCAAGAUGUAAAUGCCAUACCUGAGAGAGUACCGUUUGGAAAUAACAUCAUGUUGAAGCCUUUUCGCACAGCAACCACUUUAUGUGUACCAGAUCCUCUCUUCAAUGACUGCCAAAACCACUCUCUUCUCAUCCCACCAGACCUUCCAGUUCAGAAGAUACUGCUGAGCACUUGUUCAAAACAAAUGUUUGGAGAAGGUGGUGGCAUUCAGUUUGAGGUUUGGUGUAGGUACUAUUACCCUAAUGUUAGAGACCAGCUUGUUGCCAGGGGUGUCCUCCCUUUAUCAAAGCUGUGUGCUAUGGUAACUAUGCAACAUCACAAGGAAGUUGGAGUUCAGAUAUUUAGCAUUCCCCUAUUACCUAGAACAGAAAAUGCUGAAGGACAUCCUCUGCGUUCCACCGGCUUAUUGGAUGUUAGUAUAAAAUACAGAUGUUCAGUGCAAACAACUGAGGAUGCCAAGGAAGGUAUCAUAGCAUCUCGUGCUGUAUCCCUUUCAUUAAAGCUGCUCCGGGCUUCAGGGCUACAAGCUGCAGCAAGGGCUGCAGCAGAAAGGAACCACUCAUUGAAAUACCAAGCUGAAAUUGGUGUGAAUACUUAUAUUACAAUUCAUAUUUCCUUUCUGCUGGAAAUUGAAACGCGACGUACAAAUGUUGUUGCUCGUACAUUCUGCCCAGAAUUUGAUCAUUCCUCUGAAUUUCUAUGUAACCUUGUAAUCCAGAAAUCCACAGGAGAGCGCUUCAGUUUGGCUGAACUGCUAGAGUCAUCAGAAGCCGUGUUUACCAUCUACCAUCAGUCUGUUACAAUCGCUAAACAAAGCACAUUUGAUAUUGGUUCAUCAAGGGAUGUUGAAUUGGGAUCUGUACGGAUUCCACUGGCAGGCUUGCUGACCAGACGGACAGGCAUCUCUGGUUGGUAUGCAGUGAGUCUUCCAGAGCUUAUCACUUCUCAGUCUUGUGGAGCUCUACAGAACUUGGGUGGUGGGCUCGAGAUUUCAAUCCACUUUGCACACCCCAAUGAUAGAGAGCGUGUCAUAAAGGCUGCAGAGGCUUUGGACUGGCGAUGUGGAACAAGUGAGGAAAAAGUUAAAGAGUGGCAAUCCCCAGAAAGUAGCGUAUCAAUAACACUAACUGUGUCACGGAUAUGGCUCCCAUUGCACUGUGUAACGCUGCCUGGACAAGAACAUCUAGACAAAUCCACUUUCUGUUACCUUCGGUAUAAACUGUAUGACAGAGAGCAUGCUUGCACAUCUCUUCAAAAGUCAGUCCUGACUACUAACAAAAGAUAUGUUACAGUGAACUUUGAUGAGGUGAAGACUGUAUAUCUGAAAAGAACCCAAUCAUUGAUCUGGUACCUAAAUGAAGAAAGACUAGAAGUACAAGUAUGGGUGGCAUAUGGAAACAACAAGACUCUGAGACCUCAUGAUACUGAUCGGUUAAUUGGAUAUUCAUUCAUAGAUCUGUCAACCCUGGCAGAGAAAUCUUCAAGAAAGCUUACAGUUAGUGGCAUUUAUCCACUGUUUAAGCGAGGUGCUUCUGACCUAUCAGGUGCUGCUGUAAGGUUCCAUGUCACACUGGUACCAAAUGAUCCACCACUAUCUGAUGACGGUACUUAUCAGAGAAUAUGCUUUGCAGAGAAUGGCCAUGAUUACGAACAUAGUACUGAAGAAGAUGAACCAAUCAUUAAUGAAAAAGAGCAAACAUCAGAAGCAUGCAUUGAUAAAGAAACAUCCACAGGUUCUAAUAUUGAAUGCAAAAAAAUGGCUAAUGAAAUUUCUGAGAUGGAAUUAGCUAACACAUUUGCAGUGAAUGUUGUAGUGGAGAGAGCAAUGCAUAUAAGUUUGAAAGGCUGUCCUUUGACAGAGCAAACUGGUGUCAAACCUAGUUGCUAUGUGUCAUACGCUACACCAGUCAGUCCCACUCCUAUAACAACACAUGUGAUAGAAAAUGCGUACAGUCCUGUUUGGGACCACCAACAGCAAACAAGGCUGGCCAAAGAAUUGUUACUGGACCCACAGCAAACUCUGGUUUUUAAAGUGUGGCAUAAAGCAGAUAUUGAUCGGGUUAUAGGGUUUGCGUCUGUGGAUCUAUCUUCUUUAUUGUCUGGAUUUUUAUGUAUAUGUGGCUGGUACAAUAUCAUUGACUUUAGUGGUCAAUGCCAAGGACAACUUAAAGUAGCAAUCACCCCUUUGGAAAAUAUUCAUCAUCUGAGAGGGAAGAGAUGGACCCAAACACACAAACUAAAAGCAGGUUCCAUUCCUACCCUUGAAUCAUUAUAUAAGACCAGUGGCACAUACAACUCUUUCCCCAGUCACAUUUCCAAAUAUUCAGAGCAGCUUAUCACAUCUCUGAAAUCAGAUGCUUUGUCAGCAAAUGACAGUAGAUCCGUCAACACGGAUGUCCAAACUUCCCGCCAUGAAGAACACAUGAAAAAUGUACGUAGGUUUCAUCAGUACUUGCAACAAAUGGAAAAUAGCAUGCAUAGUGCUGGGUAUUCAGAACCACUGUCACAAACUUCACGGACUUCACUCUUUAGUGCUUUAAGGAGGAAUCUCAGUGAGCUGGAUGAUAUUCAACGAUACUUCAAUGAGAAGCUGUCUACGUCUCCAUGUUCCCGCAUGAUUAACCCAACCCCACAGCGAAGAACAAAUGAGAAUCAAAUGAAUGAUUGCAAUAGACCUUCACAACCCGAUGGUGAAAUCUUGGAAAAGUCACGUAAACUGGUUGCGGAAUCGCUUCAUUUUAUGAAUGGUCUGCAAGACAGAAAUGAAGCUGAUGUUGCUAUUCCAAUGCAGUCUUCUCAAGAUACAGAAGAAGAUUGGGAGAAAAUAGCUGAAAAUGAACCACAACAAUUAGAAAAUGAAAGCAACAGAACUAAGAAUAAAGUGUUCCCAUAUCUACAAUCACCAGAGAGAGCAACUCAUUUCUGUGCUCAAAGAAGUCCAGAAUUGAGAAAAAAUGAAAUAGAUGAGUAUAGUGAUCAAGAUCAUAGAAGCUCCCAGAACAGUCCUACAGUAGAAACUGAAACCCACCAAAAUGAUUAUGGUAGUGAAGGGUGGAGUGAAGAAGGAUAUGAGGAAGAUGUGAUACAACCAAGAACCUUGAAUGACGUGACUGUUAUGACUGACAGGACGAGCCCUUGGUCAAGUGUUUUCUCAGAUUUACAAGAAGAUUAUAAGCAUGAGUGUGAAGGUAAAAAAGAGACCCAGAAACCAAUAAGAAAUGGAAGUCUGGCUGCAGAAGUACAAGUAAAUCCCAUCCAUGUACAUGAUGAGCUGCUUAUUAAGAGAUUGCAAAAUGAGAGUUGUAAGCCUCCCAGCAAUAUGGAAGCUGGUGAGUCCUCACCAUAUACAGAAAAAUCACCAACAAUAAAUGAAGGAACAGGUUUUGAUUUGCCAGAUAGAAAUGUAAUUCUCCAAAGUGAACAAUUCAUAUGUACAGAAUUACUGGAAAUACAGACCUCUGAUGACCAGGACUGUGUUUCCUCAAACCCUGACAAAGCAGAAGAGCGAGUGCAAGAAAAUGAAAAUCUUACAGAACAUGACAGUUUUCAUUGUAGAGCAUUUUCGGUCACAGAUAGGAAGGAAAGAGACCUAAAAGUAAAAAAUAUUCUUGAAGAACAUCACCAUGCCAAUAGCAUUGGUGAGGUUGAAAAUGAAAACCAAGUGUCCUUUGAAAGACAGAACCAUGAAGAUUCACAGUUCUCUAAAGCUGGUGGGGAAGGUGUUCCAAGGAUGCACGAAGAGAGUGCAAAUAAAGAUUCAACGGAUGAUGCACAUUCAGUCAGUUUACCUGAUCCAGUUGUAAUUCCAAACUUUUUCCUCCCACCAAGUCAUUUAGAAGCUUCAAUGAGGGUGCUCAAUGUUGCACAAUCAUUCCAAACCACUGCAGCAGAUCCAAAUAAAGUUUCAAGCCUGAACAGAACCAGUUCUCGGCGCAGCAAUCGUCAGAAACCAAGAUUAAUGCCAUCAGAACUACCUAAAGAAGAAACGGAAAGAAUUGCCAAGAUUUUUGCAGGGCACUUUACAGAAGAAAGCUGAAAAAAGUAUUUCAGAUAAUACAAUUUUAGAGGUAACAUAAUUCACGUCCAGAAUUGAAGAUGUCCACGUAAAUUGCCCCUGAUUUUCAAUGCCGCAUUUACAGCUACUUGUUUUUCACUAAUGAGACCUCAACAAUAAAUGCAAUAAAGUUUAUUACCAUUGAUACCAAUUUGCCUCUGGAAGGGAAGCACAAACAUGGUUAUCAUGUUUUAUUGCAUAUCAGUUCAGCCUAUUUGGUCCACAAGCUCUGCUUUCUUAUUAAUUAUAGUGCAUGGAAAUUCUACUUCAGACGGAAGUACAAGCUUUGAAUUUCCAUCUUCCUCAUUAUCAAUGGAAAUUUAUCUUCCUUCUCCCACAUCAUCAUAAGUGAUGUGCUAAGCAGCCUAGAACAGAUGAUGUUGGGGCAGUGUUAAGCAUACGGCACAGAUCAGCAAGACAGUACCUUUUUUUACACUCCCUACUUUGUAAAACACGGAAAUAGUAAAGCUACAGCACUUAUUUCAAUGCAGUAUUUUCAUUGCCCACUUGUAAGAAUUUUCAAUCAUUUAUUUCUGGUACAUAUGAUCUAUUUGAUUAGCUCAAAUUGCAUAAGCAAUCUCUUCCUGUCUUCUAAAUCUUUACAAUGAGAUUUUUACCUUAGCUGUACAAAAUUCUGGUGCUUGCACUGGGGAAGAAUCUCACUCAUGAAUUCACAGAAAUACCUAAGUAACUGGACCAGGUACGCUGAAUGUGUGAACCUGAACACUUGGAAUAUAGAAAAGUAUCAGAUGGACAGGGGUAUCAUUACAUUAAAAUAAAUGAACUUAUGGUAUUGGUCUGUUGUACAUUUUGGGGGGGGGGAAACUAUUGAACAGACCGCUUGUUUCAGGAUGAAUUGGUAGAGAUCAGCAAUGGGUAAUUGUUUUAUUCCUCUUCACAAUAUAAUUGUUGCAAUUCUAGGUGCAUUCUCCAAACUGCUGUUUACUUUGCAAAAAGACUAUUGUGCAGGAACAAAUGAACCAGGUCUUAAACACGUGUUACUUUCUUCAAACCUCUAAUCCAGUUUGGUUGUCUGUUUGAGAAAUAGUUUUUUUUAACACUGUUAUAUUGGGCCAUAUAUUAAGGGAGAGCCACAGUCCCCUGGGGUGUAUUCACAAAAGCAAAUAUUGACUCCUUUCCUGUGCUUCAGUUUUAACAUCAGUCUACAAUAUCAAUCUGCAAUGUAUUUGUUUGAUCUUUACUUAAUAGGAAAGAGAAAGAUUACUCAGUACCUUUCAGGUAUACACUUGGUAAUAUUGUUUUGUAGUGCCAAUGAGAAGCGAAUUGGACCACUACUAAUAAGUUAUUACUAAUAGUAAUAUUGUAGUAUAGUAAAAUAGGAGCAGGAAGAGGCCAUUCAGUUUCUUAAGGCUGCCCUACCAUUCAAAAAGGUAAUGAUGGUUCUGCCCAGACCUCAACCCCUCUUUAAUGCUUCAUAGGCUCCAACUCCCUGAUAUUUCAAAAAUAUAUCUUUCUCUUUAAGUACUUUGUGAGGGAGACUGCACAAUUCUCUGGGAUAGAGAAUUCUUGAUAUUCUCUACUUUCUGGGAGAAGAAAUUACUUGGCAUCCCAGUUUUAAAUGAGGCCCCUUAUUCUGUAACUAUGUUCCUUAGUUCGAGGUUAACUCAUUAGUGGAGUAUAUAUUAAGGUUCUUGCGAAGAUUUGUAGCUUGGAUUGUGGGUGAGGUUGUUGAUUUGCUCGCCGAGCUGGUUGGCAAUAAGUUCAGACGUUUCGUCACCAUGCUAGGUAACAUCAUCAGUGUGGCCUCCAAUGAAGCAAUGUUGUUCUACUCCACUUAGAAUUUAUAUGAUCUGGUCUGUUGAGGUGCUUUGUGUCAUUUCCAGUUCUUUUUUGCAAGGAUUUGUAUAUGGGAUCUAAUUCCACAUGUUUAUUGAUAGCAUUACGGGUGGAGAACUAGGCUUCUAGGAUAUAUACAAACUCUUACAAAAAAGGACUGGAAGUAACACAAAGCACCAACAGACCGGAUCAGGGAAAUACUAAGCAGAGAAGAACUACAUCGCUUCAUCGGUGGCUAUACUGAUGAUGUUGCCUGGCAUGGUGACAAAACAUCUGAACUACAACCAAUCACCUAGGCAAGCAAGUCAACAACCUCAUCUUCUUAAUAUCUUCCCUGUCAAGCCUCCUAAAAUCACCCCUCAUUCUUCUAAGCUUUAAUGGAUAACCUGUUUAACCAUAAGUAAAUCCCUGCAUUCAGAACUCAGUCUGCUGAACUGCCUUCCGUUACAAAAUAUUCUUUUUCAAAUACAGGGACCACAGCUGUAUGAGUACUCCCAAGUGCAGUCACGCCAACACCCUGUACAAUUGGAAUGAGACUUCCCUAUUUUUAAGCUCCAACCCCAUCACACAAGGCCAAAAUUCCAUUUGCCUGCUUAAUUACUUGCUGUACCUGUAUGCCCAUGUUUUGUGUUUCAUAUACAAUAACACACUGUGCUGCACAUUUUUGGAAUCUGUCUCAAUUUAUAUCAGUCUUUCUUUUUUAUUUUUCCUGACAAAGUGCAUUACCUCACACUUCCCUACAUUAAACUCCAUCUGCUGAGAUUUACCCUCUUGCUCUGCCUAACUACAUCCCCUACAGAUUUCUGAUAUCCUCAUCAUAAAAUACCUCCCUGACUAUUAGUGUCAGCAAAUUUGGGUACAUUGCACUCUGCUUUAUGUUCUUUAAAUAAGGUCUGAUUAUGUGCUGUUUAAAGGUGCAGAAUGUCAAAUUCAUAGGGCAGUUGUGUGCAUACUUCUUUGUAAAUGAGUGAGAGAGCUUCAUUUAGUUGGGUAUUGUUUUAAUCUAUUUGUAUUUGUAUGAAAUUAAAUAUCGUAUAGUAAGCCUGUUAAAUUUUAACAUUCUUUUGUAUCGGUCAGAAUUACGUCUUUGGUUUUUCAGAAAUAUUGCAAUGUAAUAAAUUAUUUUUCAAUGUG